Molecule: messenger RNA, 2187 nt
Organism: Lampris incognitus (smalleye Pacific opah)
Lineage: Eukaryota; Metazoa; Chordata; Actinopteri; Lampriformes; Lampridae
Gene: sdhaf4
Product: succinate dehydrogenase complex assembly factor 4
Exons: 3
Coding region: 71-373 (100 amino acids)
Biological process (GO): mitochondrial respiratory chain complex II assembly
Cellular component (GO): mitochondrion
Source: RefSeq, a predicted model, not a curated record
UAUGAAACUGUCCCGCGUCAUAAAGUAUAAACAUUGACUCGGUUUGUUCGUUGAAACAUAAUCAACUAACAUGUACCUAGCACGUCUGUGUGUUUCUACAACGAAGCCUUGUGUGUCGAAGAACCUGGUGCUGGACUCCGGUUUUACACGAUGUUCUCGUUUAGUCAGUGGAGCAGUCAAAGACAAAGAACCCCUGCGGAAGGCCAAAACCCCACAGGGCCGUUUUGACAUGAGCGAGGAGAAGAGCAAGGAUGUUCUUGAAAAAUUUCCAGAUGAUGUGAAUCCUGAGACCAAGGAGAAAGGUGGCCCCAGAGGUCCUGAGCCCACACGCUAUGGAGACUGGGAGAGAAGAGGUCGCUGCAUUGACUUCUAGCUAGUCUGUGUUCCUGGUAUAUUACAUGUGUGUGUCAAUAUAUAAGUUAAUGGUGAAAGAAUUGGGACAGUUGUUUUAUUUUUUUCUUUUGCGGUGUACUCUAGAAAUAUACACCCAAUUAGCCAAAACAUUAAAACCACCUGCCUAAUAUUGAGUAGGUCCCCCUCAUACCGCAAAAACAGCUCUGGCCCAUCAAGGCAUGAACUCCACAAGACCCCUGAAGGUGUCCUCUGACAUCUGGCACCAAGAUGUUAGCAACAGAUCCUAUAAGUCCUGUAAGUUGCGAGGUGGGACCUUCAGGGAUCAGACUUGUUUUUCCAUCACAUCCCACAGAUGCUCGAUCGGAUUGAGAUCUGGGGAAUUUGGAGGCCAAGGCAACACGUUAAACUCUUUGUCAUGUUCCUCAAACCAUUCCUGAACAAUGUGUGCAGUGUGGCAGGGAGUAUUAUCCUGCUGAAAGAGGCCACUGCCAUCAGGGAAUAUCGUUGCCAUGAAGGGGUGUAUUUGGUCUGCAACAAUGUUUAGAUAGGUGGCACAUGUCCAAUUGAUAUCCACAUGAAUGCCAGGACCCAAGGUAUCCCAGCAGAACAUUUCACAGAGCAUCACAAUGCCUCCGCCGGCUUGCCUUAUUCCCAUAGUGCAUCCUGGUGCCAUCUCUUCCUUAGGUAAAUGAGGCGUACGCACCUGGCCAUCCACAUGAUGUAAAAGAAAUCAUGAUUCAUCAGACGAGGCUACUUUCUUCUACUGCUCCAUGGUCCAGUUCUGACACUCACGUGCCCAUUGUAGGCACUUUUGAUGUUGGAGAGUGGUCAACAUGGGCCCUAUGACCGGUCUGGAUUUAUACGCAGCAAGCUGUGAUGUACUAUGACACCUAUCAUAGCCAGCAUUAACUUUUUCAGCAAGUUGAGCUACAGUAGCGCUCCUGUGGGAUCGGACCAGAUAGGCUAGCCUUAGCUCCCUACGCACAUCAGUGAGCCUUGGGUGCCCAUUACCCUUUCGCUGGUUCACCAGUGUCCUUCCUUGGACCUCUUUUGGUAGGUACUGACCACUGCAUACUGAGAACACCCCACAAGACCUGCUCUUUUGGAGAUGCUCUGACCUAGUUGUCUAGUUAUCAUAAUUUGGCCCUUGGCAAACUCACUCUGAUUCUUACACUUGACCAUUUUUCCUGCUUCCAACACAUCAACUUCAAGAACUGACUGUUCACUUGCUGCCUAAUAUAUCCCACCCCUUGACAGAUGCCAUUGUAAUAACAUAAUCAAUGUUAUUCAUUUACCUGUCAGUGGUUUUAAUGUUUUGGCUGAUCAGUGUAUACACGCACACACACACACACACACACACACACACACACACACACACACACACACACAUAUGCAGGGACCAUUUAACCUUAUCAGUUGGACAUGAAUGUACUACAAUGGAACCAUUGUCAUGUCACUAACUAUUCAUCAAAGUAAAUUAGUUUAAAAUGUCUGGUAACUUUUUUUGCAAUUAUUGUGAUGUUAAAAAAGGCAUGAAACAUACCUCAUACAUACAACCCAAUCUAACAGUAAACCGUUUUUCCGCCUACAAACAAAUCCUGAUGGAGAUUUUAUUUAUUUUUGUUUUUAUGGGUUAAAUGGCACAAAUGGCAAAAGAAAAAAAACCUCUAGUUAAUGGUCAGGGCAAUUUGCAUAUGAAACUGAUCGUUGCUUUGGGUCAUUAUGCCACUGUUGUUUAUUGGGGGGGGGGGGUACCUGCAGUCAGGUGAGACUGAAGAGGUUACUUAGAUGAUGAUGAAACAUUUCUCCCAAUAAACGUUGUGUCCAGAUGAA